AUGCGUGGUAAUCCUUACAGCCGGGGCUUUGACCCCAUGAAGUCGCGCUCAGAGCGGCGCAAGGAGAAGCAAGCAAAGCUAGCCAAAACAAAGCGUGUUAUCCGACUUAAGAGGCGAUUGGGCCGCAUCGCGGCGCGUAAGUUCGCAGGUCAAGAGGAUAGUCACAUGACAGCGCUAAUGGAAUCCUACAUACUCCGCCGCAAGGCGGAGCGGGCGGCGGCAAAGGCGAAGGAGCCACUCCAGGAUGACCCUGGGGCGCCUGGUGAGGCUGGCUCGUCAGGAGAGGAUAGUGACGUGAAGGAGAGCGAGGUGGAUGACGACGAAGACUGCGACUCCUCUUUGCUUGUCAGAGAAGCGGACAGCGCGUUUGAAGUAAAUGGGGCUGACGACGACGACGACGACGAGGGGCAAGACGAUACCUCCACCAUGCGGCGUCGUGCUGUUCAGCGCAAGCAAGCUGGUUACGCCUGUGGUAGAGGUGACCCACGGCGUGGUAGUGUUCGUAGAAGAGAAGGCGCAUCACUGGCAUCGACAAAGGUCACCGCUGCACUUCGCGACAAGCACGGACGCAGUGGCGUUGCUGAUCGUAACGGACAGGGAGUUUGCGGUGGGCACUCAGCUCACCGGGGCGGCGGCGGCCAUGGCUGUAACAAUGCGCAGCACCGUGAGAAUAAGAGUAGCGAUGUGCGCUCCCAUGGGCGGUCUCGCAAGGUGCUCACUCGCUCCUUCUACUGA
Molecule: messenger RNA, 735 nt
Organism: Leishmania braziliensis MHOM/BR/75/M2904
Lineage: Eukaryota; Euglenozoa; Kinetoplastea; Trypanosomatida; Trypanosomatidae
Exons: 1
Coding region: 1-735 (244 amino acids)
Source: RefSeq, a predicted model, not a curated record